AUGGCCCCAGCUGUCCCCGGGGUCCCCGCGGCCCCCGCUGGCCGCCCCCCAGCGCCCUGCCAGCCCCGCACCCACCUGGUGUUCCUGAAGACCCACAAGACGGGGAGCAGCAGCGUGGUCAACCUGCUGCACCGCUUUGGGGAGGCGCGGGGGCUGCGCUUCGCCCUGCCCCACCGCUACCAGUUUGGGUACCCCAGCCCCUUCCGGGCCGAGCGGGUCAAGGGGUACCACCCAGGGGGUCCCCCCUUCGACAUCAUCUGCCACCACAUGCGCUUCAACCUCACCGAGCGCCGCACCGCCCUGGCGCACCGCUGCCUGCGGGGUGGUGGACCCCUGCCCGCCCGCGCCAUCCCCGACAGCCGCCUGCGCCCCUUCCAGCCCCCCGGCCGGGCUCAGAUCCUGGGGUACGCCCUGCGGGCCGGGCUGCCCCCCGCCGAGCGGGAGCACUGCGCUCGCCUGGCCACCCCUGAGCUGCAGUACAAGGACAUCCUCGACUGGCGGCAGUUUGGGGGGGCCAAUGUGUCCGCCCCACCCAGGGGGUAG
Nipponia nippon (crested ibis) is the source of this 543-nucleotide messenger RNA. The record is from RefSeq and is a predicted model, not a curated record. Lineage: Eukaryota; Metazoa; Chordata; Aves; Pelecaniformes; Threskiornithidae.